Molecule: messenger RNA, 3398 nt
Organism: Pieris rapae (cabbage white)
Lineage: Eukaryota; Metazoa; Arthropoda; Insecta; Lepidoptera; Pieridae
Gene: sei
Product: potassium voltage-gated channel unc-103
Exons: 18
Coding region: 111-2756 (881 amino acids)
Biological process (GO): potassium ion transmembrane transport; membrane repolarization during action potential
Cellular component (GO): membrane
Molecular function (GO): inward rectifier potassium channel activity
Source: RefSeq, a predicted model, not a curated record
UCGUACACUAUGUAUACCCCAGCGGUGCCUUAGACGCUUUAUGUGAUGUGAAACUUCGUCAAUUUAAACCAAUGGCUAAUGUUACGCUAUAAUCCUGACUUGUUUUGGUCAUGGAUAAUUGUGCCUUAAAGUUUGGGAGCAAUAACAAUAAUGAAGUUGAAGAAAAAGUGGUGCUAUCUCUUGGUGCAACGGGUGGCCACAAGGGGACGACUACACCUUCCCACCCCUGCACAAUCCUCCACCAUUCUCCUUAUAAGGCCGCUUGGGAUUGGUUGAUACUAAUAUUAGUGAUAUAUACAGCAAUAUUCACACCAUACGUGGCAGCAUUUCAACUAAACGAGCCUGACUUCGACAAGCGUUCUCGGGGUUUUGGCCAGGACCCUAUUGUUAUUAUUGAUAUGAUAGUCGAUGUGACCUUCAUCAUUGACAUCCUGAUAAAUUUCCGCACCACCUACGUGAAUGUUGCUGACGAGGUCGAAUCUGAUCCAGCCAAGAUCGCCAUGCACUACCUACGUGGCUGGUUCCUCAUCGACCUAGUCGCUGCAAUUCCAUUCGACCUUCUACUCUUCGGCACCGACACCGACGAAACAACUACCCUCAUUGGUUUACUAAAAACAGCGCGACUGUUGCGUUUAGUGCGAGUUGCAAGGAAAAUUGAUAGAUAUUCUGAAUAUGGCACCGCCGUCCUUCUCCUUCUUAUGGCCACCUUUGUACUUAUUGCGCACUGGCUGGCCUGUUUAUGGUAUGCCAUCGGAAGUUGGGAAAGACCUCAGCUACACGCUCCAAUCGGCUGGCUGGAUGCUCUAGCCAAUGAUGUUCAAGCAUCCUACGAUAAUUCCACUGGACCCUCUAUGAGGUCCCGAUACAUUACAGCUUUAUAUUUCACAUGCACUUCACUGACGAGCGUUGGUUUCGGGAAUGUUGCCCCUAACACUGACAUGGAAAAGGGUUUUACGAUAUUUGUCAUGCUCGUCGGAUCACUGAUGUAUGCCAGUAUAUUUGGAAAUGUUUCUGCGAUAAUUCAAAGACUGUAUUCGGGGACCGCACGGUAUCACACACAAAUACUCCGAGUUCGCGAAUUUAUUCGUUUUCAUCAGAUUACGAACCCACUCCGCCAAAGACUGGAAGAGUAUUUCCAACAUGCAUGGAGCUACACAAAUGGUAUCGACACGUCUAGCGUCCUAAAAGGUUUCCCAGAAUGCCUCCAAGCUGAUAUUUGCUUACAUUUAAAUAGAAAUCUGCUAGCAAGUUGUGCCGCUUUCGAUGGAGCCAGUCCUGGGUGCCUAAGAGCAUUGUCGUUGCGAUUCAAGACAACGCACGCACCUCCCGGUGAGACUCUAGUUCACAGAGGGGAUGUGCUGACUUCACUGUAUUUCAUCUCCCGAGGCUCUAUUGAGAUAUUAAAAGACGACAUUGUUAUGGCUAUCUUAGGUAAAGAUGACAUCUUUGGAGAGAAUCCGUGCACACACAGCACAGUAGGCCGGAGCAAUUGCAGAGUGCGAGCUCUUACAUACUGUGACCUGCAUCGCGUGCAUAGGGACGACCUCCUGGAUGUUCUGGAAUACUACCCCGAGUUUCGUGCCACGUUUGUCAACAAUCUGGAGAUUACUUUUAACAUGAGAGAUGACGAAUUGAGUGGUAUAGAACCUAAAAGGCGAAUGCGCUACGAGAAUCCAAAUGAGGCGCGGCUUCUACGAGAAGCCUACGCACGAACAACCCGACGACCACAUACAGAAACCUUCGCUGAUAAGGAUUCUCAAUGUAGCGACGAGGAUACAGAGUCUCCACCUAGUAGGGGAAUUUUGGAGUUUUCUACUGACAAAGCAGGCCAGGAUGUUACCCCACUCAAUUUUAACUUUAGUAAACAGAGAUCGACCACGCUUAAUUCGAUUACAGGCAUGCUUGCGCACUUUAAACGGAGCUUCCCAGACCUCUACCAUCAUAAAACACACCAGCCGCUGCAUAACAAGUACUCGCAAUCUACUCCGCAAACGUACAGAGGUCGAGGUGCUGUCAGACGUCAGUCUUCUGUUGGGCCACUGAACGACACGUCUCCUUUAACAUCAGCAGCUGUUGGAGAGGCAGCAGUUAGCACUCCAGCACAUAGUACAACUCUCCCUGUAUCCAGCCUUAGCACGAAUCCCAGCUCCUAUUACACAAAUGCAUCUCCUAGCCCGCCAACACCGGCUCCCGUCCAUGUAUCCUGUGAUGAUAUUCUGGCACCAUCUGCUCAAUCCGUUGGAAGAACUCCUUCGUCCCGGUCAGCGCCGCACUCCGCUAUCAACUUGCAUAUGACUGGACGACCGACGGCGCUUCUAUUUAAUGGAGAAAAGGCGCAAAAUGGACAGGAUACGGUAUCCCCGCAGUACCAAAACGUUGGGUCUGGAGCGACGGCUGCCUCUGUCACAACCAUCCUAACCAGGCUGGAGGAGCUAAGCCGUAGGGUUGCUAUGUUGGAGAAUGGAUUAACAGCUGAUGUGCGAAGGAUCCUUCAGCUACUCCAAGCCCGAGAACUGCCUCACCACAAUUCGGCACCAGCUCACACUCCGUCACAGCCUCUGCCCAAAGCCUCGCUUUCGGUCCCACAGAAUCAUGACAAUCAAUGGGAAUGGAGCUGGAAUGGAGAUCGCAGCAGCCGCGUCCGCAGCGAACGGGCCGAGCGCACACCUGGAGUCCAACGCUCCGCCUCCGAACCGCACGCACCGGUGCCGCCCGCCCUUCCCCCGCCCCCGCAUUCCCACUCCUUUUACAGGUAGUGUGAGGCAGGCGAGACGAGCGCUUCUCGCUUCCGGCCAUCGACGCGCUCGCUCGCUGAAUCCGUGUCGUGCGGAUCACUGGCGGGCGUUGCUGCCGAGCCGCCCGCCACGCCCAACACCCGCCCGGCCUCACGACCGCGGUUCCACUUCUGCCGGCACAUCACCAGCGCCCGCGACGACGCAUGGACCUUCCUCUAACGAUGGACCAAUUUUGUACUCACUAUGUGCGCUCGUCCUCACGAUCAAGUGAUUCUUUUUCCUUUAUGGGCAUGGAUGGUCGAUUUGUGUUAUUAGGAAUUUCAAGCGCAUGCGCAUGGUUAAAAUGAAACUGUACACAACUUUUACGAUAGGAUUCAUAGUCGAGAUUUGGCAUUUUAAAACAAAACCUAAAAUAAAAUGUGUCUAUGGAAUAUAAGAUACAGGUAUCACUUAUUCUACGUCAUUAAAUUUGAAUUCAGACAUUCCAUUCCUUAUCCGCAAAGGGAGCGUUCAAGUAUGACGUAACGUAUUUGGAGGGGGGGUGGGUGUCGUUUAAAACGUUACGAUGCAGGGCGGGGUUUGAAUUAUGCGUUAUUGUUAAUAUUAUUUUCGACUUUCCGAUACUUUACACCACAUAAUUGGCAAACUAAAUGAAACGUUUUA